UACAUUAUAUACUUUAUGGCUCUACUAGUUUCAGAAAAAAAAUUAAAUUUAUAUAAAAAUCUCUAUCAUAAUUCUUCGAAUUAUUUCAGAAACUCAAAUAAUGGAAUGCGUUACGACUUUGAAAUAAAUUUGCCACGGCUUCAGGGAGAAGGCAACUAUGACAUUAAUGGCCAAAUUUUAACAUUGCCUUUGAGAGGAAAUGGACCCUUUACCGGCAAUUUCACUAAUUUCUAUGCCUUUGUGAAAAUCCUUUUCGACGUCAAGGAAGUCAAUGGCGAAGAAUAUCUGCAGAUCAAUAAUUUAGAAGUGAAAAUUCGUACCGGCAAGGGACGCAUACGCCUGGAAAAUCUCUUCAACGGUGACAAGGCAUUGGGUGAUGUGGUCAACGAUACGAUCAAUCAAAACUUCGAAGUCUUUACAAAUGAGCUGAUUGGACCCAUUGAACGGGCCUUGGAGAAGAAAUUCUUGGCUAUAUCACGUAAAAUUAUAGAAAAUUUCACCUACAAUGAAUUGUUCCCUGUGUAAAGCAAGAAGAAAAGCAAAUUUUUGAAAUCAACAAAAUUUGUAGAAGUAUUUUUUUUUUGGAAACUAUUAUGAAAAAAAAAUUAUUGAAGGAUUUUUUUUGGUCGUAAAUUUGGUCAUUGUGAUGAUAGCUUUAUUAUUUCCUUAUGUUUAUUUUGUAUAUUCCUUUUCAAUGUGUUUGGAAAUUCCACAAUAUGCUCCUGAUUACAUUCGUCUUUAAGUUAGUAAACAAUAAAAAAAAUACCUAAUAUUUUUUUUAUAAAAUGUAAAUAAAUAAUGAAAACGAUUAUAUGCAAAAAAA
Musca domestica (house fly) is the source of this 823-nucleotide messenger RNA. Its product is annotated as protein takeout-like. The coding region runs from base 16 to 525 and encodes 169 amino acids. The transcript is spliced from 2 exons. Lineage: Eukaryota; Metazoa; Arthropoda; Insecta; Diptera; Muscidae. The record is from RefSeq and is a predicted model, not a curated record.